AUGAUCUGCAGAGCAAUUUCUGCAGCGCCUCAACGUGACAGGAAUUUCUUUCUAGCUCUACUCCAAAACGCCAUAAAUCUCUCACAACUCAAUCAAAUCCAUGCUCAAAUCAUUCUCACGGGCCACAGUACAGAUCUAGCUACACUAACCAAGCUUACCCACAAACUGUUUGAUGUUAAAGCCGUAUCCCAAGCCAAGCUUCUCUUUGCCUCUCUCGCCAAUCAAAUAUCUCCAGAUAAAUUCCUUUACAAUGAACUCAUCAGAGGCUUCUCACAGAACGGUUCCCCAUUGGAUUCAAUUGCAGUUUAUUCACAUCUUCGCCGGAAAACCGAUAUGCAACCCGAUAAAUUCACGUAUUCUUUUGUUGUUCCGGCUGUUGCCUCAUCUGGGUUUCAAAAAGUUGGGAUUUUGCUUCAUGGGCAUGUUCUGGUUUCUGGGUGCGGUUCGGAUGUGUUUGUGGGGUCAGCUUUAGUAGAUAUGUACAUGAGUUUUUCGAGAACAAGGGAUGCUUUCAAAGUGUUUGAAAAAACUCCUGAAAGAGAUGGAGUUCUUUGGAAUACUAUGGUCUCUGGUAUGGUGAAGAAUUUCUUUUUUCACGAAGCGGUUUGUAUUUUCCACGAUAUGGUUGUGGAAGGGGUAAAGUUUGAUUCAACUACGUUGGCCAUGGUUCUUACUGCUGUUGCUGAGUUGAAGGAGUUGAGAGCGGGAAUGAUGAUUCAUUGUUUAGCUAUGAAAGUUGGAUUCCAUUUGGAUAAUUAUGUUCUCACUGGAUUAAUUUCAUUUUACUCCAAAUGUGGUGAUGUUUCUAGUGCGAGGUGGUUGUUUGGACUUAUUAGGAACCCAGACUUGGUUUCAUAUAAUGCUAUGAUUUCUGCUUUUUCAUGUAAUGAAGGGACAAAAUCUGCAGUAGAACUGUUCAAAGAAUUGCUCAACAUGGGUAAGAAAGUUAAUUCUAGUACCAUUGUUGGCUUGAUUCCAGUUUCUAGACCUUUUGGUCAUUUAAAUCUUGCAAAAUUAAUCCAUGGCUUCUGCAUUAAAUCCUCUGAUGUUCUUAAUUCUUCCGUUUCAACUGCUCUCGUCACCGUGUAUAAUCGACUUAGUGAGAUUGAAUCUGUUUCAAUAUCUUUGUGCAUAAUCCACUAA
Messenger RNA from Oldenlandia corymbosa var. corymbosa, 1143 nucleotides. Lineage: Eukaryota; Viridiplantae; Streptophyta; Magnoliopsida; Gentianales; Rubiaceae. The record is from the annotation of a GenBank genome assembly.